Messenger RNA from Epinephelus fuscoguttatus (brown-marbled grouper), 1543 nucleotides. RefSeq lists its product as uncharacterized. The transcript has 3 exons. Bases 444 to 1373 code for a protein of 309 amino acids. The record is from RefSeq and is a predicted model, not a curated record. NCBI's taxonomy places the organism in Eukaryota, Metazoa, Chordata, Actinopteri, Perciformes, Serranidae.
CAGAAAAUACCCUUUAGACACAAACUGGAGCUGAGAUCACGUCUGGACGAGUCUCUCUGAGCUCAUAUCAGCUGAUCUCAGGUCUGUAACCUGUCUGCAGUGAAGUAUUCAGAGUCUGAACAGAAGCUAAAGCUAACAGGUCCCGGGUCAUGUGAUGUCACACCCAGCUGUGCCUCCUGUGUCUCUGUAUGACUUCAUUCACGUCGCCUCAACAUGAGAACAAACACAGAGCUUCAGUGAAUGUUGUGACCGCCCUCUUGCCUUCCCGUUUGGGUUGCCUUUUCCUUUAAGGAGGGAAACAGGAAGUGCAGCAGCAACACUGCCUGUGUUGCUGCUGCUGCUGCUGCUCAGAAAUAUGUAUCAGCUGCUGGAGUCAGUCAGUUUCUCUCUCGGCCUGGAGAACACUACAGCCUCCAUCUUUGAUCCGACCCUGAAACAAGACGAUGGGUAAUUUUUUGAGUGAAGAAAGGGAGCGUAUGAAGCAGAUCGAGAGGGAACGACUGGAACGUUUUCUGAAGCAGCUUGACAAAGGUCCAGAUCUGAGAGUCAGCAGGAGCAUCAAGAUGUUCACCAGUCUUGAGUCUUCAGACAACCUGAGGCAACACUACGAGACAAGGAAAAUGGAGGCGGGUGAUGUUGCUGCAGACUUGAUCAAGAACCUGGUGGACAAGCUGGCUGGCUUGGAGUCAGCUCCUCAACUGGCGGGCCUCGGAGCGCUGGCUGUCGCCGUCUUCAUCGAUGUCAUUACCUUCAGUCCACCAGAGGAGAGCACGAAGGACGCUCUGCGUUGUGUGUUUGCUGAGGAGAAGGCGUCUGAGGUCUGGGACCAGAUUGACGAGUGCCUGAAGAGAUGCAUGAUGAACAUCAACGACGACGACGAACUGAGGAGCAACAUCAGCCGGAUCGAGUGCCAGCUGAGCGCCGCCCUCACCAAGCUGAAGAACUCCAUGGUGAAGGACGGACACAUGACGUCUCCGGCUCUGAAGGCCUGGGUGAACGGGGCAGCCUUCCACGUCCAGAUGCUGAUUCACCUGGUGAGACUCGGAGGGAUUCAAACCUGCGACCCUGUGCAGCGAAUCCUCUCAGUAUACCAGAGCGACAUUGACCCGCUGUUCAGGAAGCACAAGGAGAUGAUUGAGGAAAAGUCUUCCAUGAAACGGAUGACUCGCGUCUUGGUCCCUGAAGGUAAAUUUUAUGUGGAUGAAGAUUCAAAACUCUAUGACAUGCAUCCUUUCGGCAGCUAUGACGAAUACUUUGAGGUGUAUUAUGAGCACAGGUACGACAGGCAGAGGUGUGAGAUUCAGCAGUACUUCAGUGAUGUCAGACAGAACCUGCAGCAGCUGGUCGAUCAGAGAGGCUCCUUUAAUGUCUAACGAGAGGCUGAUAAAUCUGAAGACAGACACCACAGGGACAGAAGGAUGUGACCGGUUUGAAUCGGACUUGUCUCAUGGAUGUUUUGAUUUGGACCUGGGGCUGUCCACAUACUUAUGACCACAUAGUGUUUAUUUGGUGAGUUGAAUAAAGACACAUAAAGAAGAAGUGA